CUUAUUCGUCUGAUCACGUAUGGACUGGGUGGAGAGGCAUGGCUCAACUUCAUGGGAAAUGAAUUCGGUCACCCGGAAUGGUUGGACUUCCCACGUGAGGGUAACAACCAGUCGUUUCAUUAUUGCCGAAGACAGUGGAAUCUAGCUGACGAUGAAUUGUUGAGAUACAAGUUCUUGAACAAUUGGGAUAGAGCGAUGAAUGCAGUGGAGGAGAAACACCAUUUCUUAUCGCAAGGACCUGUGAGUUUUACAUUGUGA
Molecule: messenger RNA, 258 nt
Organism: Anisakis simplex (herring worm)
Lineage: Eukaryota; Metazoa; Nematoda; Chromadorea; Rhabditida; Anisakidae
Source: the annotation of a GenBank genome assembly